UUUUUCUAAAACAUAUACCUCUUUGUUACACAUGCGCUUUUCUGCCUACCAUAGAGACCACCCUCUGCUCAAGCUCGCCCCCCUACCCCUCCUCCUCCUCCACCAGGGACCAAGGAGGUUCUCAGCACUUGACACGGCAGCUAGCAAUGGAUAGUACCACAAAGACUCAGUGAUCAUUUGCAUCGCCCAGACGCUUGACAGAAACGACAGCUGACAGCCAAUCUCACCGUUCAGUACGUUUACAGAUAGAGAGAGUGAGGGAAAGUGAGACAAAAGAAUCAAAGAGGAAGUGCUCUGUGGAUUAUUCCGAAAAUAAAAAAAAGAUUUUUAACCUGCAACCCAAACAGGCAUUUUUUUUUUAAAAUAAACAUAUUAAGUAACUAAAAACAGGAUCAGCACAAUGGAAGAAGACAUGGAUGAGGGACAGACCCAGAAAGGAUGUCUUGAGUGCUGCCUCAAAUGCCUGGGUGGGAUCCCAUACCCUUCUCUCAUAGCCACCAUCUUGUUGUACGCGGGUGUGGCCCUGUUCUGUGGUUGCGGACAUGAAGCCCUGUCUGGCACCGUCACCAUCCUCCAGAACUACUUUGAGGUGGUGAGGAGCCCAGUGGACACACUGGAUGUCUUCACCAUGAUUGAUAUCAUCAAGUAUGUGAUCUACGGUAUUGCGUCAGCUUUCUUCGUCUAUGGUAUCCUGCUGAUGGUGGAAGGAUUCUUCACCAGUGGAGCCAUUAAAGACCUGUAUGGAGAUUUCAAGAUCACCACGUGUGGACGCUGUGUCAGCGCUUGGUUCAUCAUGCUGACUUACAUCUUCAUGCUGGCUUGGCUUGGAGUGACUGCUUUUACCUCCAUUCCUGUCUUUAUAUAUUUUAAUAUCUGGAAUAUUUGCCAAAAUGCAACAGUGCUUGAAGGAGCCACACUCUGUCUGGACCCACGCCAAUAUGGUAUUGUGCCAAUUGCUGAGGUAAAAACUGUUUGCGCUGGAUCUGAGAAAUUCUACAAGAUGUGCGAAUCUAAUGAGCUGGACAUGACGUUCCACCUGUUCAUCUGUGCUCUCGCUGGCGCAGGAGCUGCUGUUAUUGCUAUGAUCCACUACUUGAUGGUGCUGUCUGCCAACUGGGCCUACGUGAAGGAUGCCUGCCGGAUGCAGAAGUACGAGGACAUCAAAUCAAAGGAGGAGCAGGAGCUUCAUGACAUCCACUCCACUCGCUCCAAGGAGCGUCUCAACGCCUACACAUAAAGAGCAGCGUGAGGCCUGGCCCCUGCCACUCCGGCCUCUCUCCCUCUGUCUCUCCUCUUUCUUUCUAUCUGUCUCUCUCUACCAUCCCCUCCCGAGGGGGGGCGGAUGGCGCCUUGGGCCCUCGCCACUGCUGAUGUUACUGGUGCGUCAUAUGACAGCGUGGUCUGGGGGGGGUGCGUCACAAAGCUCCUCAGUCACAAGCAGCAUUUUAAAUGAAAAAAAGCCCCUUUACCUCUCUCAUGGAUGGUGUUAUGAUUAUCAUUAUGGCGGUUGUAUUACUCUUGAAUACGAGUUGUUUAGUGCUGAUAGUAGUUUUAGUGUAUUUUGUAGAAUUAGAGAUAGCAGUAGUAUUUCAGCUUUUAUUUUUUUUCAAAUAUUUAGUGUAUAAUUCUUUUUUUUUUUUUUUUAUUUUGAUACUAAGAGUCAUUUUGCUCUCAUGCAUAAUUUAUUUUUUGCUGAUUUUCUGAGGGGGUCAACAGGGGCUUCAAAGGGUUUUCAAGCACAUUUCUCAUGUAGUGUGUCUGGAGAUUACUUGUUCAAGAACUAUGUACUGUAUGCGAAUGAGUGGUUAUUUUUGAAAAUAUUGCAAGUCUCACAACUAAGAGGAAUUGUAAACUUAUGCCAUACCAGUAUUUCCAGGGAUUAACUGCACAACAAACUGCACAGACAACACAAUAAUUAUUGCCAAAUCGAUGUAAAAGAAAUAUUUGCUAGAUGUGCCAAGUCUGUUAAAAACAGGAAAUACUGACUUAUAAUAGAGAUGGGAUUGGCCAACUAUAGAUAAAUUGUGGGUUAUUUGAUCAUAAUCUUGCCACUGAAAUGCAUUUUUUAAAUAAAUGGCUCCAUUGACUUUGAAUUACAAGCCACAAAAGCACAUGCUCUCAUGAUCCCAAUAUAAAUUCUUGACAGCGUAACUUUGUAAUGCUAAGAUUCUGUUCAUGCAAAACUCUGCAGUGCUUAUACUGAUAUAUCAAACAUAUUUGAUAUGUUUUGAUGUUUAAAGAUGAUUGCCAUGAGAAUAAGAAAAAACGGCUCCAAUCUGCAUCUGUCAGUUUCAAAUGGAAAGAAAGCCUGGUGAUAAAGUCAUCAGUGUAAUGGCACUUCUUGGUGGAAUCAUGAGAUGUGAUAAAAGUGUGUGUUGAAGUAUUUUUUUUGUUCAUGACAGUAACUGUGUUGCCUACACAUCCUGAUGCCACAUGGCUACAGACGUGGCCUGUCACUUCAUUGCCUAGACAUUGUUUUUCUUCUUAAAUCGGUAUUUUAUCAAAGCUAGUUUUUUGCACUUAUUUGACCAUUUCUGUGCUCUCUCUAGAUGUAAGCGCAUUGGUGUUCAACUCAAAGUUGGAUAACUGUACUGUUAGUAAAGACUGUGACUUUAGAUGUUUCUCGUGGCAUGGACACACAUCAGUAUAGUCUUAUUGACUCAAAAAUGACUUUAUUUCACUUCUUCAUUUUCACACUUUUGCUGGAUCGACCCUUUGUUUAUAUGUGCAGUACUGAACCUCCCACGCUUUCUGCGUUAUGCUACUGAUAUUAGAGACUGUAGUCUUUGAGUAGUGUCUUUUAGUUUGUGAUGAGCUUUAAACCAUGUCUUGAAGCUGAUACUUAACAUUUACUCUGUAAUGAUCAGAAAAAAAGCUUUCAGCUCUCUCCUUGUAUUAGUCUUUUGUACUUUCACUACAGACGCUUAGUAGCAGGCUUUAAAUCAAAUCUGUUUUGUACAUUCAUGUGCCAACAGCUUGAAGUAGCUUAUUUGACCUGUAUGAUCAAAUUUGCUUGCAUAAAUAAAAUUCACUUGUGUACUUGUUAA
Molecule: messenger RNA, 3047 nt
Organism: Melanotaenia boesemani (Boeseman's rainbowfish)
Lineage: Eukaryota; Metazoa; Chordata; Actinopteri; Atheriniformes; Melanotaeniidae
Gene: gpm6aa
Product: glycoprotein M6Aa
Exons: 7
Coding region: 401-1237 (278 amino acids)
Biological process (GO): neuron projection development
Cellular component (GO): neuronal cell body; axonal growth cone; filopodium
Source: RefSeq, a predicted model, not a curated record